Nasonia vitripennis (jewel wasp) is the source of this 1556-nucleotide messenger RNA. RefSeq names its product multidrug resistance-associated protein 4-like. The transcript is spliced from 4 exons. Gene Ontology annotation, cellular component: membrane. Gene Ontology annotation, biological process: transmembrane transport. Gene Ontology annotation, molecular function: ATP hydrolysis activity; ATPase-coupled transmembrane transporter activity; ATP binding. The coding region runs from base 717 to 1397 and encodes 226 amino acids. NCBI's taxonomy places the organism in Eukaryota, Metazoa, Arthropoda, Insecta, Hymenoptera, Pteromalidae. The record is from RefSeq and is a predicted model, not a curated record.
CGCGCAGUCGAGUCUUCUACUAGCCAGGCUAAAGACACGCCACUCGACGACUAUAGCUAUUGCUGCUGCUCCACUUUUUCGAGGGGGAUUGCUCCGCAGCUGACGCAGUUUGUUUGGGGAGACUGAGGAGCUCAGCUGUGAUUGGAUUUGUAUAGCUGUUUAUCACAGACGGUUCCCGCAAAAAAAUGGUGUUACGAUUAAAUACUUGAAAUUACACGGUGAUUAAUCAAAGCAGCCGAUGUCAGAGAAAGACGCACUAUGGACGGUAGUGAAAAAUUUGACAGUCCAAAUCCGAGGCUCAAAGCUAGCAUAGCAAAUACCUUGCAUUAUUUGUAAUAAGGCAACGGAAUAUUAUAAAAGUAACUUUUAGCUUACGCCAGCAAGUUGAUACACGUGCUUCGCCAGAAAGUCGCGGUCAGAACUGACGGCAGAGCGUUACUGAUGAACGAGAUAGUCUAUGGGAUAAGGGUGAUCAAGAUGUACACCUGGGAGCCAGUUUUCCAGAAGCUGGUCCUCACCGCGAGAAUGUAAACGGUUUGCACUGACGAACUGUAAAUUGAAGUAUGCAUUGGUGGUAGUUGGAUCCAUACUAAUCUUGAUGAACUAAUCUUUAUUUGUCAAAACGAACGAGCUUAAACAGAUAGUGACAUCAAACUACUUGAAAUGUGCCACUUGGGCCACGUCUUCCUACGCUGAGCGCACGGCAUUUUUCUUCUAUGUUUUGGUCUAACAUGACAAAAGUUGAAGGUGGGCUGUAUGUCGAUGGCAUCGACACUAACAGGAUUGGUCUGAAAGACUUGCGCAGCAAGCUGUCGAUUAUCCCUCAAGAACCGAUGCUGUUUUCGGCAUCGCUUCGAGACAACCUAGAUCCUUUCCACGAGUUUACCGAUGAUGUUCUAUGGUCAGCUUUACAAGACGUUGAACUGAACAAAGCUUUUGUUUCUCUCGAUCAAUCGGUUGAUCAGAGUGGCAGCAAUCUCAGCGCUGGUCAGCGACAACUGCUGUGUUUAGCAAGGGCGAUUGUAAAGAGGAAUAAGGUUCUCGUUUUGGACGAGGCUACUGCCAACGUGAAUCCAGCCACGGAUGCUUUGAUACAGAAAACUAUUAGAAUCAAUUUCAAGGACUGUACUGUAUUGACGAUAGCGCACAGAUUAAAUACAAUUAUGGACAGCGAUAGAGUUUUAGUGAUGAAUUUUGGAGAAACAGUGGAGUUCGAUCACCCGCACAUUUUACUUCAAAAGAACAAUGGAUAUUUUACUAAGAUGGUGCAACAAACUGGUAACAACAUGGCCGAGCACCUGCGUAAAAUCCCAGAGGAAGCUUACAAUAAUGAGAAACCAUUACCUACGACUGAUAAUCGAACAGUUAAAAAUGGAGUCAACAAAAAAGUUGAUUAAUUCUUAUUAACCUGAGCCCUAGGAUUUUUAGUAUAUUUAUAUUGUACAUAUUCAUUGAUACAAUAUUUUCGAAAAUCUAUUUUUUAGCAAUUGUGAUAUAGCAGUGUAAAUAAUGUACUUCAUAACAGAAUAAAGAAUAUUUUUUAUUUUGAAUAACUC